This is a messenger RNA of Suillus clintonianus, 1057 nucleotides long. RefSeq names its product kinase-like domain-containing protein. NCBI's taxonomy places the organism in Eukaryota, Fungi, Basidiomycota, Agaricomycetes, Boletales, Suillaceae. Gene Ontology annotation, molecular function: protein tyrosine kinase activity; ATP binding. The coding region runs from base 323 to 811 and encodes 162 amino acids. The record is from RefSeq and is a predicted model, not a curated record. Gene Ontology annotation, biological process: protein phosphorylation. The transcript is spliced from 7 exons.
CUCUUGGACCGUCCUGACAAAAGGUUCCAACAUUGAUGUGUCUGACUCCGUGAAUUCAUCGUCAGAUUCUUGCAGGCGGACACCAACAAUUCCCAACAAUUUUCAGCAACAUGCUGUGGGAGAAUCCCAGUGCAACUUCGCCCCCAUUGACCUCACCAGGCAAAUUGUUCGUCGCGAAAUCUACCCGACGUUGUCGGGUACGUACAGUGACGUUUGGCGAUCGACAUGGUACCGUGACAAGCGAAAACAUGAUGUUGCGGUCAAGUCACUGAAAAUUCCAUUUUUGAAUGAGAAUGACAAAAGUCAAAAUUGUCAGAGACUGAUGGGUAAAAUAUCAUCUUGGGCGCAAUUAUUGCACAAAAACGUCCUACCACUAUAUGGAAUUGCGCACGAUUUCGGACACUUUCCAUCACUGGUAACGCCCUGGGUGAACGAGGGGUCGUUGAAUGACUACAUCGCUAGCCAUCAUUUGUCAUUGCGGAGCAAGUUGGAUCUCGCCAAACAGGUAGUAGCUGGCCUCGGCUAUCUACAUGCUCAUUCUGUUGUGCACGGAGACCUCACUGGACUCAAUAUACUGGUGGACCGUCAGGGCAGAGCGCAAUUAUCCGACUUUGGAGUCAUGUCGUUACUCGCGGAAAUCCCGACUUUGGCCCAACCAUCUGGAGGUACUCGCUCAGCGGUGCGAUGGACUGACCCUCGGUUAUUCGAGAUGCGGGAAGGCGAAAUAAAUCCAUGCAUCCCAACAGAGCAGACUGAUAUCUACUCAUUCGGCAGUAUUCUCCUGCAGGUACGGUGCAUCAUCUCUUCAUAGCAUCUCCCACUUACCACACUUCGAGUCUAGUUACUCACAGGAUCAAUACCUUACCACGAUAUCAAGAAUAACAUUCAUGUCAUCGUAUUAUCUUCGAAAGGCGUAAAGCCCAGACGUCCUGAAGAAUCUUUCGUCACUAGUGCACAGUGGAAUUUUAUUCAACGAUGUUGGUCACCUCAUGGUGGACUUCACAGUCGUCCGACUAUCAAGGAAAUAGAAGAAUUUCUCGAGUCCGAGCUGCGGAUG